Messenger RNA from Echinops telfairi (small Madagascar hedgehog), 1707 nucleotides. RefSeq names its product G-patch domain and KOW motifs (gene GPKOW). The transcript has 11 exons. Gene Ontology annotation, cellular component: spliceosomal complex. Gene Ontology annotation, molecular function: nucleic acid binding. Gene Ontology annotation, biological process: mRNA splicing, via spliceosome. The record is from RefSeq and is a predicted model, not a curated record. Lineage: Eukaryota; Metazoa; Chordata; Mammalia; Afrosoricida; Tenrecidae. The coding region runs from base 139 to 1476 and encodes 445 amino acids.
AAGAGGGAGAGCGGCUUCUGAGCUGGUUGUCACAGCAAAGAUAAGCUGGAAAGCCUGAAGCGCAGCCUGCGGAAAUUCGUGGAAGCAAGCGGGCGUGCUUGGAGGAGGGAGGGUUCGAAAGAAUUUGGCCUAAUAGCUAUGGGAAUUGAGAAGAGUGCUUGUGUCCGGAGAGGAAUUGUCUGUCUAUACGACUUGGGGACUCUAAGUGUGAAGUCCUCGGAAGUCCCCAAAGAACUUGUAAUUCCUUUGAUUCACAAUGGGCAUCGGAAGCAGCAAUUGGCCCAAGCACCUAGACCAUCCUUAAAUCCUGAAGGCUCCGUAGAUGGGGGGCUGCUGUCCCAGGCGGUGAAGGAGCUCAUUGAGGAAUCCAAGAAGUCUCUGGAGGAGAGAGAGAAUGAGGGUGUCCACCCCACGCUGGCUAUCCCCAUGAUCCAGAAAGGAUGCAUCCCCGAAAGGGAAGGGACAGAUAACGAACCCCAGGCUGAGACAAUGCCGGAGGAGGCAGAUUACGAGGCAAUCCCUGUGGAGGUCUAUGGGCUGGCCAUGUUGCGAGGCAUGGGUUGGAAACCUGGCAAGGGCAUUGGCCGGACCUUCAAUCAAGUGGUGAAGCCCCGGGUCAACUCACUGAGGCCCAAGGGGUUAGGCUUGGGUGCCAACCUGACUGAGGCCAAGGACCUGGUCCCCCACCAAGCACCAAAGCCAGGUGAGAAGCAAGUGAAGGAGGAGGACCAACCUCAAGGUCUGGUGCCUGAUGGACCCGUGGUAGUCCUGUCUGGUCCCCACCGAGGCAUGUAUGGAAAGGUGGAAGGCCUUGAUCCUGACAAUGCCCGGGCCCUGGUUCGUCUGGCAAUUGGGAGCCGUGUGGUGACCGUCAGUGAGUACUGCCUGAGGCCUGUCUCCCAGCAGGAGUUUGACAAGAAUUGUUCUGAUCUCAGCCAGGUGAGCAAAACAGCCUCAGAACCAUGGAACGGAAUCAUCUCAUCCAGGAAACACCUCCAGGAUCAGCACCUGCAUGUUCUGUGCGAGGACUCAGGCAGAAAGCGGAAACACCCUUCAGACCGGCAGGAUGAGCCUGCAGCCAAGAAUGAGAAAACAGCCACCACGAGUCAGCACUGGUUGCGCAGAGAUCUACGUGUGCGGUUCGUGGACAAGCUGCACAAGGGCGGCCAGUAUUACAACACCAAGAUGACGGUUGAAGAGGUCCUGAGCCCAGGUACCUGUGUGUGUCGGACCGAUGAAGGCCAGAUCCUAGAAGGCCUGACGGAAGACAUGCUGGAGACCCUGAUUCCAAAAGUUACGGGCAACCGUGUAAUGGUGGUGCUUGGACCACAGGCUGGAAGGGUGGGAUGUCUACUGGACCGGGACACAGAGGGGAGCCGGGCUUUUGUGCAACUGCGGCGAGAGAAUCAGUUGGUGGAGCUUCACUACGAUGCUAUCUGUGAAUACGUGGGCCCCAGCGACUCAGAUGAAGAUUGACUGGUGGGCCCCACUGCCAUGUCCCAGACUGUUCCCAGUUCUGUGCAGUAUGAAACAUUUGCCUUCAGGGAGAUUAGAAGAUAUUUUUUCAUCUACGACUAGCAAGUUGUGGAAGAAAAAAUAUCUAUAUGAUACAGAAACAAGGUCAAAAGUGAAUGGACCAGAAAUGAUAAUAGAAAUAAACCCACUAUUCACCAGAAAUUAGUAUAUAAUAAAAACCAUGUCAAGUCA